Messenger RNA from Lachancea mirantina, 624 nucleotides. Lineage: Eukaryota; Fungi; Ascomycota; Saccharomycetes; Saccharomycetales; Saccharomycetaceae. The record is from the annotation of a GenBank genome assembly.
AUGUCACUUCCGAAAACCCUACAGCAGACUUUUAGCCCCGAAGAGAUCCAAUUCAUAGUGGAAAAUGAACCGAUUCGGAUUUUCCCACGUAUAACGGUAAGAUCGACAGUGCGACAGCGCCGCCAGCGAAGUUCACAGCAACAAAUGCGUUGGAGAUUAGUUACUGCCGAAGAGACGCCGUUGAACAAUAUGGUUGCUACGCAAACGACAGAAGUGGCACUUUGGUUGGCACUGCUUUUGAAACAACAAGGUAAAUGUUCAAUAGUUCCACCAGUUUGGUUAACGCUGAAACAGUUGCAAAUGUAUAUUGAUUACGAGUUAAAGAACCCGGGCAGGUUUAGUGAUUUGCCUAUGAGUUGGCUUGUGGUGGCACAAUUGCUGUUUAAUAGAGCAGCUGACGAUUUGCAAGACCCGGUACAUUUGCUAAGAGGCAAGAUUCAAGAUUUGCGAGAAAUACGACAAGGUAAAAUUUUCCAAGGUUUAAAGCAGCUUAAUGAGUCUCAUUUGCAAUUAGACAAUCUGAGUAUUCUGGAAAUCAACGAGUUGCGGCCAUUUGUCCUAGGGGUUAUGAAUAAAUUGAAAGAUUUGCAUGCGAGUGUGGCGGAUGAAGAAGAGGGAGCAUGA